AUGUGGUCGUUGUUACAGGUUUCACUGUUGCUUUUCUUUGUGUCACGGUGUUCCGUCUUGGCUGAGGAUGAUCGUUGUCAAGGAGUUCCUGACCUGAGCUAUAUCCCUAGUCCCAACGCAUGCUACCUUUACUACAACUGUAUCGAUGGCAACGCGUACCCACAAAUCUGCCCCACCGAUGAAUGGUUCUCAAUGCAACAGCAACGAUGUGUGCCAAAAAAUCAAUCGGAAUGCGAUCUUGACGAGCCUCCAGCACUGCCAGAAGCACCCGCUCCUGAUCCAUCACCAUUGUGUGACGGUGUACCCAAUUUCCGCUACAUAGCUAGUGUUGACUCGUGUCAGUGGUACUACCAGUGUAUCGAUCGGAUCGCGUACCGUCUGUCCUGUCCGCUGUUUUACUGGUUCGACGAAACUCUUCAGCGUUGCGGCACGCGAUACGAUGUGGAAUGUGACCAUGAGCUAGCUACUUCCACACCGGUGGCAACGCCCCCAACGGUGGAUCCGCUGGAAAUAUGCUACGGGCAACCAGACACCGCUUUAAUUCCUAGUAAUACGCUUUGCGAGCGAUAUUACUCCUGCUAUCAGGGCGUUGCUUACCCAAACACUUGUCCAAGCGGAUUGUGGUUCAAUCCAGAAUCAGGCGAAUGUGACAAUCCGGAAAAUGUGGAAUGUGCAGCUAAUACGGCAUCACCUCAAUGA
Molecule: messenger RNA, 699 nt
Organism: Anopheles maculipalpis
Lineage: Eukaryota; Metazoa; Arthropoda; Insecta; Diptera; Culicidae
Product: peritrophin-1-like
Exons: 1
Coding region: 1-699 (232 amino acids)
Cellular component (GO): extracellular region
Molecular function (GO): chitin binding
Source: RefSeq, a predicted model, not a curated record